Messenger RNA from Funneliformis caledonium, 378 nucleotides. The record is from the annotation of a GenBank genome assembly. NCBI's taxonomy places the organism in Eukaryota, Fungi, Glomeromycota, Glomeromycetes, Glomerales, Glomeraceae.
AUGUCACAACAAAUAACAAAUUUUUUCAUAUCUGUUGACUUAACUGAUACUACUCCUCCAUCUACACUACAAUCUAAUUCAUCACACACUCCUUCUAGACGACGACCUUGGUUAGAAUAUCAAAUUAUUGAUAAUAAAAUUUUUAUGUUUUGUACUAUUUGCCAAAAAGCAAAAGGUAAUAGUUUAUGGGUAAUAUCAGAAUGUAAUACUAUGAAAUUAGAAUUUGUUAAAAGACACGAAAAUUCAGUUGAACACAAAAAUUCUUUGCAAAUUCUUAAUUCAAGCCAAACUGGUAUUAAAGAGGGCAUAAAUCAAAUGUUAGAAAUGGGCAUGAAUACUAAUUUAGUUAAUUAUCAAAAAGAACAUCCUACUUCUAUG